Molecule: messenger RNA, 750 nt
Organism: Myodes glareolus (Bank vole)
Lineage: Eukaryota; Metazoa; Chordata; Mammalia; Rodentia; Cricetidae
Source: RefSeq, a predicted model, not a curated record
AUGGUUUUGGAUCCUGUCAAGGGCACAGUCUUCCUCUGUCUCACUGGGCUUGGCACCAUGGGAAAUGUCUUGGUUUUUGUGAGUUACAUGCAUGUGUUCCAAAGCACUGAGAAGAAACCUAUACACCUCGUUCUUGCUCACUUGGCGCUCACAAAUAUCAUAAUGCUUCUUUCAAAGGGAAUGUUAAAGACAAUAGAAGCCUUUAAUUUUAGAAAUUUCUUAGAUGACACGAGUUGUAAAGUUGUGAUUUACCUGGCAAGGGUGUCACGGGGCCUCUCCAUCUGCACCAGCAGUCUCCUCACUGUGGUCCAGGCCAUCACCAUCAGUCCCAGAGCAUCUGGGUGGAGGAGGCUCAAUCUAAAGACUCCACAGCACAUUCUUUCCUCGCUGCUCUUCUUUUGGAUCCUCAGUUCCUUGAUCAGCAUGAACUUACCGUAUUAUAUUAAAAAUAUCAAGAGUGUGAACAUAACUCAGAGUAAAAGGGGCAGCAACUAUUGCUAUUUUGUGCCAGAAAACAGGAUAACACGAUGGAUUUUUCUCACCCUCAUGGUCCUGAGAGAUGCUGUGUUUCAGGGAGCCAUGGGAGGCGCCAGUGGCUACAUGGUACUUCUUCUCCACAAGCACCACCACCAUGUCCUCCACCUCCAGAACUCCAAGCUUCUCUACAGAACUCCCCGAGCUGAGAGCUGCUCAGAGUGUCCUCCUUCUGAUGCUAUGUUUUCUUUUUUUCUAUUUAACAGAUUGUUUUAU